AUAUAUAUGUACACACACGCCAUGUCCAUACACACGACUCGCAUAUGAUUCUCCUUCGGAUCUUCAAACGAAUCCGAAUUAAACCUCAUUGAUUUCUCAUACAAAUACAGAGACAAAACAGAAACAAAUCGAUUCAUACCCGUACCCACUCCAACCCAAACCCGAGAACCCGACUCAAGCCGAGCCACCGCGACUAUGGGGCUGGAGAUGGGAGCCAUGGCGUCGGCGAUCGGCGUCUCGGUGCCGGUGCUCCGGUUCCUGAUGUGCUUCUUGGCAACCCUACCGGUCAGCUUCGUCUGGCGCAACAUCCCCGGCCCCGCCGCCGUCAAACACCUCUUCGCUGCCGUGUCCGGCAUCGUUCUCUCUUACCUCUCCUUCGGUUUCUCCUCCAACCUCCACUUCAUCGUCCCCAUGCUCCUCGGCUACGCUGCCAUGGUCCUCUAUCGUCCUCGAUGUGGCAUCAUCACUUUCUUCUUGGGAUUCGCCUACCUCAUUGGCUGCCAUGUAUACUACAUGAGUGGGGAUGCUUGGAAGGAAGGAGGUAUUGAUGCUACUGGUGCCUUAAUGGUGUUGGUACUGAAAGUCAUUUCAUGUGCUAUGAAUUACAAUGAUGGGUUACUGAAAGAGGAAGACUUGCGUGAGCCACAAAAGAAAAAUCGGUUGCUUAAGUUGCCCUCGUUAAUUGAAUACAUCGGUUAUUGCCUCUUCUGUGGAAGUCACUUUGCUGGACCUGUUUAUGAAAUGAAGGAUUAUCUUGAGUGUACAGAAAGGAAGGGGAUUUGGGCACCUUCUGAGAAGGGAUGGUCACCAUCACCUUUUGGGGCUACUGUCAGAGCUAUUCUCCAAGCUGCUACUUGUUUGGGGUUGUACUUGUACUUGUCACCACAAUUUCCAUUGUCCCGGUUUACAGAACCUGUAUACCAUGAAUGGGGUUUCUGGAAACGGUUGGGUUACCAGUACAUGUCUGGCUUUACAGCACGUUGGAAGUACUAUUUCAUCUGGUCAAUUUCAGAAGCUGCUAUCAUUAUUUCUGGCCUGGGUUUCAGUGGUUGGACUGAUUCUUCUCCACCAAAACCACGAUGGGACCGUGCAAAGAAUGUUGAUAUUUUGCGUGUUGAGUUGGCAGAAACUGCAGCUCAGUUACCACUUGCGUGGAACAUACAAGUCAGCACCUGGCUACGUCAUUAUGUUUAUGAUAGGCUCAUUCAGAAGGGAAAGAAACCUGGUUUCUUUCAGUUGCUGGCUACCCAGACCGUCAGCGCUGUUUGGCAUGGUUUAUAUCCCGGAUACAUCAUAUUCUUUGUGCAGUCGGCAUUGAUGAUUGCUGGUUCAAGAGCUAUUUAUAGGUGGCAACAAGCUAUUCCUCCCAAUAUGGCUCCACUGAAGCAACUAUUAGUACUUUUGAACCUUGCAUACACGGUUCUGGUGUUGAACUACUCAUGCGUUGGUUUCAUGGUAUUAAGCCUGCGCGAAACAGUUGUUGCCUACGGGAGCGUGUAUUACAUUGGAACCAUUGUUCCUAUAGUCUUUAUCCUCCUUGGUUAUAUCAUUAAACCGGCACGACCUUCAAGAUCUAGAGCUCGGAAAGAUCAGUGAGAGGAAGAAACUGCAUUUUCAGAAAUUUAUGGAGGGCUCUGCUAUGUAUCAACCUUGUGUUCUUGAUAAAUUGCAUCUCCAGAAGUUGUUGAGUUGAGCCUUAAACACAUUUAAACUUUGCUUCAAAGCAUUGGCAUAACUUAAUUUCAAUCAGCAUGAUGAACUCAGCUAAUCUUUCAGAAACUACACAGUUAUAUUGAAUCAUUUUCAUUUUGUUUUUGUUUGUCAUUGGCCCCUCUUUUGUUUUGUUUGUUUUUCACUGUUUUAGAUAGACAUCAGUGCUGACCAUCACUCUGUGUCUUGCUCAUGUUGAGUGACAACUUCUUUUAGUUUCAGCUUAUAAAUUGUGUUGUUUUUAGAUUUA
This is a messenger RNA of Camellia sinensis, 1960 nucleotides long. Its product is annotated as lysophospholipid acyltransferase 1. Gene Ontology annotation, biological process: lipid modification; phospholipid biosynthetic process; triglyceride biosynthetic process. Lineage: Eukaryota; Viridiplantae; Streptophyta; Magnoliopsida; Ericales; Theaceae. The record is from RefSeq and is a predicted model, not a curated record. Gene Ontology annotation, molecular function: acyltransferase activity. Gene Ontology annotation, cellular component: endoplasmic reticulum; membrane.